This is a messenger RNA of Penicillium diatomitis, 1485 nucleotides long. RefSeq lists its product as uncharacterized. The record is from RefSeq and is a predicted model, not a curated record. The transcript is spliced from 3 exons. Gene Ontology annotation, cellular component: membrane. Gene Ontology annotation, molecular function: carbohydrate:proton symporter activity. NCBI's taxonomy places the organism in Eukaryota, Fungi, Ascomycota, Eurotiomycetes, Eurotiales, Aspergillaceae. Gene Ontology annotation, biological process: transmembrane transport; carbohydrate transport. Bases 1 to 1485 code for a protein of 494 amino acids.
AUGUCGUCCAAAGCGCCAGUCAAUCAUGGAUUGCGGCGACUCAACCUGGGUAUUGUUAUGAUGCUCUCGGCGUCGGCGACAUCGGGAUAUAACGCCAGCCAGAUCAACAGCUUACUUGUUCUUCCUCAGUUCACCGAAUUUCUCAGUGUCCUCAGCUCCAGUGCAGAGGGUCUUGUGAUUGCUGCCGUCUCCCUGGGAGCUUUUCUUACCUUCGUUCCUGCUGCCUAUGCUGCCGAUAAAUUGGGCCGAAAGAAGGCCGUCCUGAUCGGAUCCACAUUAUGCAUCAUUGCAUCGAUUAUCCAGACAGCAGUCAAGCACCCCUGGGUGUUUUUCGCGGCUCGUGUCCUGACAGGCUCUGGUGUGGCCUUUUCCCAAACAGCAGCACCGCUAUUGAUCGCCGAGACAGCUUAUCCCAGCCAACGGCCAACUCUGACCGGUCUUUAUAAUUCGGUCUGGUUUUGUGGGUCAAUCACAGCGGCUGCGAUUGCUUUUGGGACUCUGACCAUCGACAACAGUUGGUCCUGGAGAGUUCCAUGUCUGCUGCAGGUGUUGUAUCCGAGUCUGCAACUGGUGGCUCUUUUGAUCAUUCCAGAGAGCCCAAGAUGGUUGGUUUCGAAGAACCGACAAGGAGAAGCUUUGGCCAUGCUCACUCGAUACCACGGCAAUGGAGAUAUUCACAAUGAGAUGGUCCAAGAGGAAUACGAUCAAAUCUGCGCAAGCAUUCACGCAGAGGCGGAUCAGAAAGCGGCCUCUCAGUGGAGUGCCUUUUUCAAGACCCGGGGUGAUAUCCACCGCCUCGUCAUCUGUAUUCUUCUGGGUUUCAUGCAGGAAUGGACUGGUAAUGGUGUCACGUCUUAUUAUCUUCCGCCCAUCCUCGCUUCAGUCGGCAUCACCAAUGCUGUUCACGAAGCCGCCGUCAAUAUCAGUCUUCAGUUCUGGAACCUGAUCUUCGCCGUGUCUGGUGCCAGUCUAUCCAAUCGAGUCGGGCGACGAACUCUUUGGCUGGGUGCGACCUCUGUCAUGAUCAUCUUCCUAGCGGCGGCCACCGUCAUGAGUGGUAUCUUUUCACAAAUGCACAUCAUCCAAGCGGGUAUUGCCGUUGUGCCCCUGCUCUUCUGUUUCAACGCCGCCUUCGACUUUGCAUAUAUGCCUCUGUUCAUCGCAUACCCGGCCGAGAUUCUACCGUUCCAGCUUCGGGCAAAGGGUCUGGCCGUCACCCUCACCACCGAUUCCCUGGCCUGCUUCUUCAAUCAGUACGUCAAUCCAGUUGCGUUUGCGGCACUUCGCUGGCGAUACUUCAGUAUCUAUGUCGGCUGUCUCGUUGUUGUCAUCGCCCUGGUCUACUUCUUCUUCCCCGAGACCCAAGGGCGGUCUCUCGAAGAGGUGGCGCAGAUCUUUGAAACUCCCAAACUCAAGGACAAGGAAGCAAACAUGAGCGACUCGGACGUGUCCAAAAGCUCCUUCGUGAUCAAGUACGAAGAAUAG